UGGGCAUCCAGCGCGACACAGUCUCCCUGCAUCUCGUUUUCUAUAGCGACUGCCACCGUCGGGCGGGUCUCUCCCCUCCGUCAGUCGCCUUGUGGGUGUCGCGGUGGUCGUGUCCCCGGCCCGCUCGCCGCCGCUUCCUCCCCGACGCUCCUCCAGUCGUCAAGAUUCCCACUAUAGUUCUCCGUAAACUAUGAAUAACUAUGGAAAUGCGUUGCUGGUUCUGUGAUAAUUCAAAGAUUCUGUUAUUUUGAGGACGAAAUUAAUCCAUUUGAGUGUUUGUUAGAAGAAAGGCCAACACGAUAAUAACAAUUAUAAUUCUCAGUUCCAUAAAAACGCUUAGAAUAAAUAACGCAAAUUUUAGAGCAGUGGACAAUGAACUAAAUUCUUUCGUCGUAAGAUGGCACAAUGAGGUGGACUGGAUACUACUGAACUGGCAGGGGACUAGGCCUAAAGCCCCCAGUAAGAGGAGACUGGUUGGUCCUCCACUAGGCCUACCCGCCCGCCCUAUCUCAAAGCUCUCACUUUGCUAUCUCUGUGGCCAGCUGGAAAAUUACAUUGUUUUAGCACCUUUUGCUAGCGGCCUACAGCUAGUCCCUUGUGCCGCUGCUGCGCUAGCUGUUUGAACUGCAUCGCCAGGUGUCCUAAGGUCCUCGCCAAGUAUUUGAGUUCGAACGUCUUAAGCAGCAUUCGAACUUCCUCACAACCGAGUGAAGGUUCUCACAGCUGUUUCGACCUGCUUUACCAAGUGUUCCUCUUGCUCACCUGCCCCGGUGAUCCCGGUGUCUGAGAGCUGACUCCUGCAGAGCACUUCUGUCACCUGCACAGCAGGUGGUGGUGAUGAGGGAGAUGGUGGUGAUGGUGGUGAUGGUGAUGGUGAUGGUGGUGAUGGGACCCGUGGGGGUGGUGGCCCCUGUGCCACUCCCCCACCCCACGCCCCGACCUGACCUCCUGGCCCUCACGCAAGACUACUGGCACUGGAAGACCCAAGACUUUCCGCAGUUCGCUACCACGGUCGGUAUCAACGACAACACGGCCGGCCGCCUCGACAGCUACAGCUUGGAUCACUUCCAACACAGGAAGUCGAAGUGUGAGGAGUUCCUGAGGCGAGCUGAGGAGAUCGAUGUCGCCUCCCUCUCCGAAGACGACCUCGUCAACCUCAAGAUCUUCAAGCAGGAGAUGAUUGUCUUCUUGGAGAACGCCCCGUUCAUCAAGUACUUCACUCCAGUGACCUUCAUGGGCGGGCCGCAGCGGGACUUCAAGUUGAUGGUGGAGAAGAAGAUGGUCCUCAACUCUUACAACGACUACCAGAAGCUGCUCUCCAGAUAUGGAGAAUUUCCUCGCCAGGCCCAAGAGAUCAUAGAGCUUAUGAAAGGCAAUAUAGAAGAUGGUCUAAUGCCAUCUAACUGGUCCUUGGUGGGUGUGGUGGACCAGCUGGACAAGCUGGGUGGCCCUGUUGAGGACUCUGUCUUCUACAAACCCUUCCUUCACACACCUUCCACAGUCACCCCAGAACAAAGGACCACACUGAGGCAUCAGGCACAGGAGAGGAUUAAGCAGGACCUCCUGCCGGCUUUUAAGAGAAUCCGUGAUUUUAUUGAAACGGACUACUUGCCGGCCACGAGGCCAGAAAUAGCAGUGUCGUCACUGGAAGGGGGUCAAGAGUUCUAUCAAGCUUGCCUUAAGUUUCACACCAGCACAAACCUCACACCACAGGAGAUUCAUAAUCUGGGAGUCACAGAAGUAGCCAGAAUAGAAGAAGAGGUGCUAAAGACAGCCGUGGAGAUUCAGAUGGAAGGGAAAACAUUUUCAGAGAUCAGUCAAGCUUUAAAAAAAGACCCGGAACAAAGCUUCAGUAGCAAGGAGGAGCUACUGAGCACUUACAGAAAUGCUGCCUACAACGUCAUCAUUCCUCUUAUGCCUCGACUAUUUAUCAAUGUGCCUCAGGACAAUGUCACGAUAGAAGGUGAUGAUAACCCUAAUGCUGUUUUUGGAAUGUAUAGUUCACCUUCCUUGGAUGGCUCAAGACUUGGCAUAUUUACUAUAAAUUCUUAUAUUUAUGACAAGCAUAAGAAGUACGAGGUCACGGCUCUGACCCUGCAUGAAACCAUGCCAGGUCACCAUCUUCACAAACUCUACAUGCGAGUCAACCCCUCUACUCCAAAUUUUCGGAAGUUUGUCGACCCUACCCGUACUGGUGAUGCCCCAUCCAGGUUUCCCCUUCACACUGUUUUCUCUGAAGGCUGGGGGUUGUAUUCUGAGUUCCUGGGAGAAGAGCUGGGUUUGUACCAGGACCCGUAUCAGAGGAUAGGGAGGUAUUCUUUUGAGCUGCUGCGAGCUAGCCGACUGGUGGUGGACACGGGCAUGCAUGCCUUGGGCUGGUCACGCGAGCGGGCUGUUGCUUUUCUCCUAGACCACACAGCACUGUCGAAAGAAGCUUUGCAGAUUGAGGUUAACCGGUACAUCACACUGCCAGGACAAGCAUGUUCUUAUAAAAUUGGUGAAAUAAAAAUUAAGGAAUUAAGGCAAAAGGCUCAAAAUGCCCUUGGGGGACUGUUCCAUCUGCCCGAGUUCCAUGAUGUAGUUCUACGCUGUACUGGACCCUUAAAAAUCCUUGAAGAAUGUGUAACCAACUAUAUUGAAAGAAAAAUUUUAGUGAUUGAGAGGGUAACUGAAGAGAAGAAGGAAGACGAGUUAAUCCAGAGUGAUACUGCUGAAGACAAUGGGUCUACAAAUCCAAGUUCCAAAGAAAGUGAAAAUGAAAUAAUGGUCACGAUAGACGGAGCAGCUAGUAUACGCGGUGAUAAAAGUGCUGUGAUUUUGACUGUAUCCAUAUUGUCAUUUCUUCCCUAUCUAUUAAGAUAGUCCUAUAUAAGACAUUAGAUCUUCAGAGCUAUGAUCUUCAGUGUGAGUGGGCUGUAUAUUAUCCUAGAGUUGAUUUUGUACAUUAGUGCACUGUAUAGCUUAUCCUAUCGAGUCAUAGUCAUAUAUAUUGUAUAAUAUUUCUGCCAAAUAUAUGUAUUAAACUGA
Messenger RNA from Procambarus clarkii (red swamp crayfish), 3027 nucleotides. RefSeq lists its product as uncharacterized. The record is from RefSeq and is a predicted model, not a curated record. NCBI's taxonomy places the organism in Eukaryota, Metazoa, Arthropoda, Malacostraca, Decapoda, Cambaridae.